AUGCUCAUUCUGUUACAUGUGGUUACCAAAGUUCCCACCCAUCAGAAGGUGGAGAUGUAUCAGAGCGACGUGAACAACACGACAUUCGUGCACUACGUGCGCACAGUGGUGCAACCCAUGAUGAUCGAGCUCAAGGGCAUGGUCGACUCAAAGAUAAAGCUGGAGUUGAAGGUGGGGCGGAACAACAGCAAGGAGAAGGGCAUCGUGGACGAGUCCAGGAAGCUCAAGGCCACCACACUCGUCGUCGGCACCAGCUCAAGAGGAAUCUUUGGCAUUCUCCCCCUCCCCCCCGUGCUCUCCCCCCUCUGCGGUCCUCACACCCCUCACACCCCCCUCACACCCCCCUCACACCCCUCACACCCCCCUCACACCCCCCCCACACACCCCCCUCACACCCCUCACACCCCCCUCACACCCCUCACACCCCUCUCACACCCCUCACUCCCCUCUCACACCCCUCACACCCCACCCCUCCUGUGCCUCCCCCAUCUGCCUCCCCCACAGGCGUCUCUCUCCCCCACCAGCUGCAUCCGCCUCCCCCCUCCUGUGCCUCCCCCCUCGUGCGCCUCCUCUCGGGGGUCUCUCUAUCCCCCCCCCAACACACCAAGCAGGCAGCGACGGACAAUUUCAGUGCAUCGCGAAAGCUGGGCGAGGGGGGGUUCGGCACCGUGUACUCGGGCACACUGCACCACACACCCUGCUCCCUGCCUGGCCCCCUCCUUCCUUCUGUCUGAACACCUCCCCCCGUGUCCUCCCUCCCUCCCCCUUGCACCACCCCAUCUGUUCUUCCCCUCUCCCUUCCCCUCAACCUGUACCUCACCUGACCACCUUCGUCUGACUCUUCUCCCACCCUCCCGCGCACCAAGCAGGCCGCGACGGACAACUUCAGUGCAUCGCGCAAGCUGGGCGAGGGGGGCUUUGGCACCGUGUACUCGGGCACACUGCACCACACGCGCUGCUCCCUCUUCUUCCCCACUCUCCCCCAACAAAUCCUGUUCAUUCAUUCCCCCCUGUCCUCCCACUUUUGUGCGCUCCCCCUGUGCCUCCCCUUCUGCGCCUACUCCCCUUUGUUCCCUGUGCCUCCUCCCUCUCUGUGGUUCGCCGCCUCUCCUUCCCAUCCCGCGCACCAACCAGGCCGCGACGGACAACUUCAGUGCGGAGCGCAAGCUGGGCGAGGGGGGGUUUGGCACCGUGUACUCGGGCACACUGCACCACACGCCCGUGGCAGUGAAGCUGCUCAAGAGCAAGGACUCCAUCCAGGCCAUGGCGGAAUUCCAGCAGGAGGUGGAGAUUCUUUCGCAGAUACAGCAUCCGCACGUGCUGAUGCUGCUUGGGUGCUGUCCGGAUCGCUACGUGCUAGUCUACGAGUACCUCGCCAACGGCUCUCUAGAGGACCGCCUGCUCCGCCUCAACUCCACGCCGCCCCUGCCCUGGUUUGUCCGUAUCCGCAUCGCCGCUGAAAUCGCCUCCUCGCUCCUCAUCCUCCACACCCGCCCGGUCCCGAUCGUCCACCGCGACUUAAAGCCCGGGAACAUUUUACUCGAUAAGAAUUUCGUCGCGAAGUUAGGGGACGUGGGGCUCGCAAAGCUUAUGCCGGGGCUGUCUAUGGAGAGGACGUGCGAGAAGGAGUCGACCCCGGUGGGGACGUUCGCGUACGUAGACCCGGAAUUCCAGAGAACCGGGGAAUUCGGCCCGAAAUCCGACGUGUACGCGUUCGGCAUCGUCCUUCUCGACCUCCUCACAGGCCGCACGCCCGCUCUGUACGAAGCCCUAGAAGUGGCAGUAGAGAAUAACCGGAACGAUGAACUCAUGAGGUUCUUAGAUGCUGGAGCAGGCACGUGGCCACAGGGCAUGCCAAUGGAGAUUGCCAAGCUGGCGAUUCAGUGCAGUGAGAUGAAGCGGCGGAAGCGGCCGGACCUGGAGACGGAGGUGAUGCCGAUUCUGGAUCGCAUGCGCAGCGUGGCGAUCAAGGCGGAGGAUGACGCCAAGAAGGCUUCGCUGGUGCGGCCUGUGGCGGCUGCUCCGCCCUGCCUCUUCUGCCCCAUCACUCAGGAGCUGAUGGUGAAUCCAGUGAUAGCAGCGGAUGGGCACACGUACGAGCUGGUGGCGAUACAGCAGUGGCUGGAGAAGAGCGACCGCUCGCCCAUGACCAACGUGCGCCUGCCCUCCAAGGCCCUUGUGCCCAAUCGCGCACUCAAGUCCAUGAUCCUCGACUGGCGCGAGAACGGCGGGUCGGGAUAA
Molecule: messenger RNA, 2241 nt
Organism: Closterium sp. Yama58-4
Lineage: Eukaryota; Viridiplantae; Streptophyta; Zygnematophyceae; Desmidiales; Closteriaceae
Source: the annotation of a GenBank genome assembly